AUGGUCACUGACAAUAUCAUUUUCUUAUUAGCAAACAAUGAUGACGAUGGAUUUGAUUUGAUUAGGCCAUCUUUGAUCCAGCAAUUAAGAACCAUCCUAGAUCAGUACCCAGAUGAUGGACAGAUAUUGAAGGAGCUCAUCCAAAAUGCAGAGGAUGCACACGCAAGUCAUGUAAAAUUCCUCCACGACAAACACAGCUAUGGCACAGCCAAACUUCAUCACCAGGGUAUUGCUCAAUUUCAGGGCCCAGCACUUUAUGCAUAUAAUAACGCCCAAUUUACAAAAGAUGACUGGAAGGGCAUACGGAUGUUGUGUGAUAGUAUCAAAGUCAAAGACCCGAUGAAAGUUGGCCGUUUUGGUCUUGGCUUUAAGUCUGUUUUCCAUAUGACAGAUUUACCAAGUAUCGUAAGUGGUUCGCAGAUCGGAGUGAUUGAUCCGCACGAAGAGUAUUUUAGCGACGAAAAUGGCAAACGAACCGGUCACAGGUGGCGAUUGAAAGAGGACCGAGACAUCAUAAACAGCAUCCCAGACCAGUUUCAGCCAUACAAAGGGAUACUCGAUUGUACAGAGGAAAACUUCAAACAGGGAUCCUAUAAUGGGACAUUGUUUCGUUUCCCUUUAAGGACAGAACCAUCCAAGUUAUCGCCGACGUUAUACACUACCCAAAAGGUGCACACGUUGUUUGAAAGUUUUGAGGCAGAUGCUCAUUUGAUCCUUCUCUUUCUUCAGUAUCUGGAAUCCAUAGAGCUUUUUGUUCGAGAGGAAAAGGACAGUGACGCCAGAAAAACGUUUCAAGUCCGAAUCACCAAUAAUACCCUAAAGUUAGUGCGAGAAAAGAGGAGUGAGUUUCGAAGCAAGAUCUCAUCAGGUGAACUAUUGCCAGAAGCUGCUUGGGUAACUUAUCCUAUUACAAUCGAGGCAAUUACCUACCCCAAAGGCUUCCCAAGUACGUUAGAGCGACAUUCGUUUCUGGUUACUAACUACUUUUGUGGAGGAGAAAUAUCGUCAGAAUUUAGAACCUUGGCUUCAGAUCAAGAUCUCAGCUAUCUGCCUUUGGUAGGCAUCGCCAUGGAGUUGCCAGAACGCCCUGGACAAGAAACGCCAGACAUGAAAGGCCACGUAUUUUGUUUUUUACCACUACCAGUACAGAAGACAAGUUUGACAGGAUUGCCAGUGCACAUCAACGGCUUCUUUGCUUUGAGUCAGAACAGGCGAUACAUAAAGACGCCUACAGCUGAACAAGAAGAUCUGGCUGAGAAGGAAGGCCAGCCCCUGACUGACAAGUCAUUGUUAUGGAAUCAGUGUCUUCUGCAAGAGGCAAUCCCUAAAGCGUAUGCUUCUCUGCUGCUGGAUGCUACGGACGAGCAGAACUACAACGUGCAAAGCGAAGCCGUGUACAAAGCAUGGCCUGAUACAACUAACAUCGAUCAGAAAUGGAAAAGAGUGGAGAAACCCCUAUUUGAGUUGCUUCUUGACAAAAGCAUCAUCUACACUCCGGCUCAAGGAGGAAAAUGGAUAAAAUUGGCAGACGCGAUCGUUGAAAGACUUGCAGGAAGUGAUCCUAAGGAAUUGCUGGUGAACGUUUUUCUUGCAGCGAAUGAAAACGUCGCCUGUUUACCCGAACACGCCCUAAAAGCCAUUUUCUUGUACUCAACGUUGAGUGCAGAAAUAACACCUUCGUUGACGCGAAGAGUCCUAAAGAAUGUCCCCUCUAGCUACUCAAACUUAACACGGUCAGAAAAACUUUUGCUGCUGAAGUUUGUUCUCAAAGACGGUUGCCUUUCUGACCUACUUGGAUUGGUGCUAUUACCAAUUUCCAACGAGCACUUCAUUUCGUUUUCUAAUACGGGAGAGGCUGUUUAUAUUUCAUCACCAGCACAUCCCCGUGAACUUUUACCGUGUCCACGACAAAAGUUCCUUGAUGAGAACAUCGACAAAGAUUUGUCACGAAAACUGGAUGCAGUCGCAAAACAAGGGUGCACUCAAUUACGGCAUUUCACCAAAGAUGACGUUGCCAGACUUCUCCCGUCGUCACUCCCACCUGGAUGGUUAGAAGGAAAACACAUUUUGUGGAAUCCUGGAGUCGGAGGCCAUCCGUCCAAUGACUGGUUAGGAAAUUUGUGGGCAUACCUAGGAAAGAACUUCCCCUCUGUAGACGAGCUUUGCAGACUUGAAGGCCUGCCACUACUUCCACUCGAUAUGUCUGAAGCUCCGAUUACCCUCGUGAGACUUAAGCAGCUAUCUGAUGUUGUGGUGAGAAGCCUUCAUGGCGAUUCUUUAGACGACGCUAUUGUCGGAACUUUGAAAGCGCUUGGAGUUACAGUAAUGCAAGGAUAUCCAAGGUUCCUUGGCCUGCACCCUUCCGUUUCGAAAACGUUUGUUCAUCCGCCAUCAGUUCAAGGGGUCUUAAAAGCUUUGGCAGCUUUUCUUACCUUAAAACCCACCGCCGUGCAAACCACAACAGACGAUGGUAAACGAUGUUUUAGGAAGUUUGUUGCCAAAGCCUCUUCGUUAAGUCCAGAUGAGAAGAAAGUCUUGAACUGCAUACCGCUGUUUGAGACUAUGUCCGGAGCCUUUGUUUCUAAAAGUGAUGGCCUUUGCGCUGCACCUGACGAAGCGUUUCCAGUGAAAACCCUCAGAGAUCUCAUCGACAUUCGAGAGAACGAUACAAAGAGACUAGCAAGCUUGUUAGACAUCCAAGUCUUGACACGUUCUGAGGUUUUGCUUGAGGUGAUAUUUCCGGAUGUAAUAGGUCAGCGUUACUCUACUGAAGAAAUUGACAGACUCAUGGGAUUCGUGAUGGAUAGAUAUCACGUUUACGCCGCAGAGGAUGGGCGAUUUCAGAAUCAGUUAAAAGACCUGCCCUUUGUCUCAACUAAAAAUGACAGAGUGAGACCUAAGGAGGUGUUUGAUCCCAGAAAAGACUUCUUAAAAAGAAUUUUCGUGGAGGAAGAUGUGUUCCCUGUUGGAAAGUACGUUCAACCUACAGCUCUAGUAAUCUUAGAGUACCUUGGCAUGAAAGGCGAAGAAGAUAUCACGGGGCACAAUGUGUACGAAAGCGCAAAAGCAGUGAAUAAAAUUUUUGAUUUUUCUGCAGCGGAAAUGAAGUCAUCAGCGAUCAUGUCAUUCCUAACUAGCAAUCCGGCAAAAUUUGAAGAGAUCGUCUCUGGAACGUCAGGUUUAGGAGAGCUCUGGAAGUAUCUUAAGGGUAUUCCAUGGGUCUCUGUGAUCAGACGAAAACCUGACGACUUCCCCGAAAGCCUACCGUUCUGGGGAGAAACGCACUCAGAACCUUAUUUCCUAAAGCCUUCAGAUGUCAAGUACAAACAAGCAGCAAACAUCAUUGGAUCAGUAAAACCACUUGUCAAAGCUGGGCCAUGUAGCCAAUUAACCUGCUUCUUUUCAUGGGACGCAGACCCGGCUGUUGUGGACGUCGUGCAGCACUUGCUGAAUGUAAUAAGUUGCUACAGUCCACAUGACAAGCCCCGUUACAUUAUCAUCGCCCAGGAAAUGUACACCUUUUUCAGUCGUGCAAAUCAUAACGAUGUACUUACUGCUUUUGAGAAUGUCAAGAACCUUCCGUGGAUUUGGAACGGAGAUGGAUUUUCUUCCCCUAGAUUCCUGAUAUCUCAGAAACCUCCGAUUGAUCUGUCACCAUAUAUCUGUUCCCUUCCCUCAGAGGUGGCAAGAUUCUACGAGCUGUUUGCAAAGUUUGGCUUACAAGAGAAGUGCGAUGACGCAUUCUUGCUGGAGGUUCUUCACCUAAUAAAAGAGAAGUACGAUAAUCACCCUCCGCCUCCUACGGCAGAGGUACGGAAGGACUUGCAGUUGUCUGUGGACAUUUUGAAUGAAAUUAAGCCAAACGUUGGAGAUCAGUUGCCGCCCGAACUUCAAGAAAAGGUGCUCAUUCCGACACACGUGGAAGACGAUGCGUAUGUUAAGCUUGCACCAGUUGAGAGAUGUAUGUACUGCGAACAUGAUUGGCUAGAAAGAAGUAACCAUGAUGGAGAAGAAGAUGAAGGCAUGAAAUACUUUUAUGUACAUCGAAACAUUCCAAACAGCACAGCUGAACUUUUGCGCGUUCCAACGUUGAUGAAUCGAAUGUUGGAGCCAGACGAGCUCGAUUUUGGAGAGGAAUUCGGACAAGAAGAAAAACUUACCCGUAGACUUAGCAGACUUCUGGAGGACUACUCUGAUGGCUUUGCAGUACCCAAAGAGCUUGUUCAAAACGCAGACGAUGCAGGUGCCACUGAAGUGAGAUUUCUAUAUGACGAACGAACGAACCAGGAUGCCAUUACCUGUCUGAUUGACGAAGAAAUGAAACACUGCCAGGGUCCUGCUCUGUGGGCCUACAACGAUGCCGAAUUCAGAGACGAAGACUUUACAAAUAUCACAAAAUUAAACGGUGCCACAAAAGAACAAGAAACUGAGAAAAUUGGAAAAUUUGGACUUGGUUUCAACGCGGUCUACAAUCUGACAGAUGUUCCGAUGUUCUUGAGCAGAAAUUACUUUGUGAUUUUUGACUUUUAUAUGACGAACGAACGAACCAGGAUGCCAUUACCUUUUUAUUCACUAUGGCCUAGAGCGUGUGAGGUAGAGCAGAACUGCGAGCCCCUUGCGCGUUCGUUCUAUCAAAGUUUGGCGAGUGGAGGCUACUCUCUCUUUUCCAAUGGAAGCCAAUGGGUGGACAUCGAUCAUGUGGUUUUUCUGGAGCCUAACUUUCGGUAUGAUCCUAAAAUCGGAGAGCUGUCUUUUGAAGUUUUGAAGUUUUUUAAGAAAGAGGAUACAGUCAUCAUUGAUCUUUCAGCUGAGGUAUACCAGUCAUUUGUCAGCUAUGAUCUCGUGACAAAAAUCCAAGAGAAAAACUACGACAAGAGUAAAUUCUUCCGUGAGUUAUUCUUUCCAAAUAUUGCUUCGGUUCCACCACACCUGCGAGACCACCUGGUAUUGUACGCACUUGAUGACAAAGAUGGAGAGUUUGACGAUCUAAUCAAGUCAUACGCGUGUAUUCCAACCACACCAAAUGGUCGAAAACUUAAGUGUCCUGCCCAACUCAUCAACCCGACCAAAUUAGCUGCCUCUCUGUUUAGCCCGGAGGAUGAAAUGUUUCCAUCUGGAACAAGAGACACCUUCCAGAACGGUUUACGACUUGCCAAACUUGAGGAACUUGGAAUGUUGGCAGAUGAUCUCCCGUGGCCACAGCUUGCAGAAAGGGCGCAGAGUAUCAGUUUAUUAAGUGAUCAUUGUAGUGAAUCAGCAUUGAAGCGUACAAAAGAUCUAAUCGAUCAUCUAGAAAGAAAUUUGAUGAAUGGUAAUGAAAAUCGUGCUUCCUUUGAAUCUCGGGAAACAUUUUUACACGCCAGAUUUUUGCCGGUGCUUCAGAGGCCUAAAAGUUUCCCACUCCCUUGGAAAGCAGAUGAAUUUCAAUUUAAGAAUGGUCGAGUAUUCAUGUCUCCUACAGAGUCCUUUCCAAAGAGAGUAAAGAAUCUAGUCUGCUGCACUGAGCCAGUACUUGAGUUACACUUGCCAACCAUCGUCCAAGAAUUCCUGCAGUUGGACACGAAACAUGCUACAUUAAACCAUGUUAAAAUGCAACUUAACAUUGCCGCGUCUGUUAGCACACAGAAUCUGGACCCCUUGGAGAUCGAAAGCUUGAAAGAAGUUUGCUUGGCAGCGUACAGGUAUCUCGAGGAAGCUCUUUGUACCAAGUGCAUCACAGAGGAGAAAGUGAGAGGGUUGUUUGGCGGGAAAAAGUUUAUUUUCUGUGAGGGGGAAUUUGUCUUAACGGAGAAAGUGGCUUUUGAGCUGCAUUACGAUUGUUCUCCAUAUCUUCGCCAGCUUCCACAAGAUUUAGCAAAACGUUUUGAAAGCUUCAUGAAAACUGCUGGAGUGAAGGCUGCCUUCGAUGUCGAUGAUUUCAAAGCUUCUUUGAAGCAAAUGAAACACACAUUUGGGGAGGAAAAUCUCGAUGAGGAGAGCAUUCAAGUAGCAGUUAAUAUGGCUGUCCAACUGGGAAAUAUUUUAAAGAGGCGUAGUACACAAAUUGUCGGAGAUGAAGGAGAACAAGAUACAGUCUUUCUUCCUGAUUCCUUGGGUGUGAUGAGACCUGUUGGUGAUCUCUGUAUGGGAGAUUGCGAUUGGAUACCAGACGACAGUGAUGUACGCCUUGUAAAUGAAAUGAUUCCUUUUCCAGUGAGUACCCGACUUGGUGUCAAGACCCGUCGCGAGGAAACUCUAAAUCGUUUCUCUACUGGGAUUCCUUUCGGACAAACCGAAAAGCUUGAAAAUCGUCUAAGGCGGAUUCUUACAGCCUAUCCAUGUGAGAAAGAAAUACUGAAAGAACUUCUUCAGAAUGCUGACGAUGCACAAGCAACAGAGAUAUGCUUUAUCAGCGACCCUCGACAUCAUUCUGACGAAAAGGUAUUUGGAGACUCCUGGAAAUUGCUCCAGGGCCCUGCGUUGUGUGUGUACAACAACCGACCAUUCACGGAGGCUGAUGUUAUUGGAAUACAAAAUCUCGGCGAAGGCAGUAAAGGAGACGAUCCCAACAAAACUGGCCAGUAUGGUGUUGGUUUCAAUGCUGUGUACCAUCUAACGGACGUACCGUCGUUCAUCUCUAGUGGUGAGGAGAUAGGGAACGUUUUGUGUGUAUUUGAUCCCCAUCACAAAUACGUACCAGGUGCAACUGAAUGGAAACCAGGAAGGAUGUUCAGAGAAAUGGAAAAGGUCAAAAAAUUAUUUCCAGACGUUUUCUCUUGCUACGAACAGAAAGAGUGUCCCGUGCAGGAUUCGACAAUGUUUCGUUUUCCAUUACGAACCGAAGAGAUGGCGAAUAGCUCUAAGAUAUCCAAGACCCCAGUAACACCCGACGCGUUAAAAGACAUGAUGAAAUCACUAAAAGAAGAACUCUUCGAGGUUCUGAUCUUUGUGAACAACGUAAGGAGGAUCACCUUGUGUGACAUAGACCCUACAACUGGAGAAAGAAUAAAUGUUUACUCAGUCGCAGCAGUAAUGUCGGAGGAGGACGAAACGAAAAGGCAAGAGUUUGCCACCUUUAUGAAGAACAUUAGAAAAUCAGCUGAACAACCGAGCGACCUUUACCCAUCUGACAUCGAGGUUAAAAAGUGUUCAUAUGUUCUGAAUCUUCAAGACAACUGUGGCAACCAAGAAAAAUGGUUAGUUGUUCAGCAAGUUGGCUUUGAGAAACAGCUGCAACAAAGCAUAAGAGAUGCUUACAGAAGGGGAGAUCUGGGAAUGCUGCCCCGUGGUGGAGUUGCCUGCCUUCUGGAAAAAAGUUCCACGCUUAAUGAGCCUGCAAGUAAAGCGAAAAGAGCUUACUGUUUCCUUCCACUUCCUCUCGAGACUAGUCUCCCAUUACACAUCAAUGGACACUUUGCAUUGGCUCAUGAGUCAAGAAGAGAUUUGUGGAGAGACGAAGCUGGUGGUUAUCGCACCGACUGGAACAAUGCCCUGCUUGGAGACGUGAUUUCAUCAUGUUACCUGACACUUCUGGAUGAAGUCAGGGGUUUUUUUCACCUUCAAAUCUCUCUCAAUUCGGCACCAAGUAAACUUCAAUGUAACAAGGAUGCUUUGUUUACAAAGAUUUAUGAGUACGAAAAGCUUUUCCCUCUAUAUAUUUCAGAAGAAACCUACUGGGCGACCUUGAUACGAUCCGUUUAUCGAGGGAUGGACGAAAAGGGAUUAACACUCCUCCCAGUGGUGAAAGGUGGCGGAUCAGAAAGGAAUGACGAGGAGACUCAACUUACGUGGCUUCCUCCAACAGGCGAGGGUAAAGAAAAGGCAUUUUUCAAUAAUCUUGGAGUAAGUGAUUGUUUCGCUAGAAAACCGAGACGUCCCCCUCUUGAAAGCGACCUGGAAAAAGAGGAGAAACAAAGAACGGGAAAGAUAAGGAGGUUCGAAGACAUUCUUCUACAAACAGGUUUUAACCUUGUGAAGUUCUCGAUUUUAGUGUAUGAUGCACUGAAAAAAUCUGACGUGGAAUCGCAUUGUGUCUCACCUUCUGCAGUAAUGGCGUUCUACAAGACUUUUAAUGAUGACAAUCCGCUCUGCUGUGUUGGACCUAUGUGUGUUCAUAUCAAGAAUACGCUAUUUAAGGAGAUUGAGAACGUUUUGCUUGUUCUGAACUACUGCAAAGAUGACGAAAACUUCCUGGAAAAUCUGUCAGGACUGCCUUUGCUCGCAACACAGAACAAUCACCUACACAUUUUCAGUCCACAUGAUCCUAAGUAUAUAUCGUGUCAUCAUGGUAUCUUACCACAGUGCAGUGAGAUGUUUGUCCACAAAAAUAUGAGAAUUCACAUCUUUAACGCCGCGAAGAGUCAGGAGUCACCUGUCUUUAAACGUUUUGGAGUUGAAGAUUUUGCCACAUUUUUGGAUCGAACCCUACCAUAUGAGUAUUCUACCAGCAGUGGCUUCGUUGCAUGGUGCCCGACACAGGAAUCAGUGCCUAAUAAGCAAUGGGUGGAAGCAGUUUGGAAGUUUUUGGAUGAAGAAACAAAAUUUAAGGAAGAGGGGAAAACUCCAUCACAAGGAGAAGAGAUUGAGAGAAUCAAAAAAAUUCUUCAACCACUGUCAAAUUGGAGUAUUCUUCCAUGUAAUGAAACAAUCCAGAUGGCACCAUCAGGCAGAACAGAACACUUCCUUGUUCCCCUUAAUCUCGCUCAGGCUGUACUUGAUUUUUCAGGCUCCGAUAUCGAUGCCGAUAUUAGCAAACUUGUUGAGUCUUUGAGGAAGCUGAGCCUAGCUGAGGUGAACAACAGUUUCUUGCCUGGCGACUCAAAGUACCUUGCACGGAAGUUGGUAGCAUCACUUAAGACACCAGAAUACCUUCUGAAAUCAUUGGAGAUUAAAAUGGCAACGAACCCCAAAGCUAUUGAGGACAAAUUGACGAGAAUAGAAUGUGACAACAUUUUAGAUUACUUCAGUCGUAAUGUGGAAAGGCUGCAAGAACGCGACAAGCUUCCACUUAUGAAACUGCCGUUUUAUCAAACAACGCAUGGAAUACUCACAAGUAUUUGGGGUAAAUCAAUUUGCGUCCUUCCACAUGAUAUCCCACGCGAAGAAAUGGAGGAGCUGGGGAGUCGAUUAAACUUGGUUUUUUUAGAAAAGUGGACACGUCUGCUUCCACUGUACAAAUUUCUUGAAUUCAAAUGUGUCUCCGCUGUUGACUUCUAUUGUAAAUUCAUAUUGCAGAACAUGGCAAUUUUUAGCAGCACGGCAAGACUUACUCAUCUUAAGCACAUUCGUGACGUCGUUUUGCCAGGACUAUCUCAAGGAGACACAAACGAAGAGCAGAGGGUGCUCAAGCAGAGGCUGCUCGGCUGUUUGAGUGAAACAGCUUUUAUUCCCUUUACAGAUGGAAGUUUGAAGAGGGCGUCCUUUUAUUACGAACCUGGACAUGAAGUUUUCAGAGCACUGCUUCCUGAAAACAUGCUUCCCCCAAAACCAUUCAACACACCCGUUUGGCUGCAGUUUUUGAGGAAAAUCGGGUUGACGUGUUAUGUCUCUAAAGAUCUUUUUCUGAAGUUUGCAAUUGAAAUUGAACGCGAAGGUGCAACACAGAAAAACGACGUAACUUACACAAAGUCCAAGGUACUAGUGAAACACCUGUUCUGUCGAGAGAAUCUUGUGGAAGAAGGGUUUUUGCAUUCUGUUUGUCACAUCCGGUUUAUAGCCACAGAUCCAGUGGGUGCCGAAUUACGAGCAAUUCAUCCUCAGUUCGGUGAAGGAAGGAAUGGCCAGCUUCCCUACAUUGCAUUUAAGGGUUCUGUGUUACCAGAGCACGGUAAGGCAGCGUGGACAACGGCAUCAAUCCUUCCACGAUGGGCAAAUCCAAGAGAAUAUGUAUACUUGAUGAAAUUCAAGGGUUGGAAAAAUGAGCGUGCCUUCUGUAAUGCUGUCAUCUCCUAUCUUCAGAUUCUAAGUGAGCCGACCAUAAAUCAAGUUGUCUUUCACUGCCAAAAUGUAUGCUUUCAACUAGCAGAAGAGAACGAUAUGGAAACUAGUCUUGAUCAGAAGGUGACCAGAACGUCAGUGAUGAGGAGUAUCUACAGUUUUUUGAAGAAAAACGCCCCUUCAAGUAAUUUCGCGAAAGAACGACUAGAUCUUACUCCCUGUAUUUUGGUGCAAGAGGGUCAACGUUUUGUUUUUGCUAAACAAGUGGUUAUCGAGUUGUAUGAGAGCCUUGAAAUUAAGCCAUUUCUAUACAGAAUGCCAAACGAAUUAAGUAGCUUUUCGAAACUCUUUGAAUACCUGGGAUGUUCUCCAUCUGUCACACCUUCCAACUAUGUCAUUGUACUAGAUAUGUUGCACGAACGUUGUAAAGAAGAAAGCCUACAUGUAAAUGAGGUUAACUGUGCUUUGAGAGCGGUCAAAGGCCUCAUGGAAACAAUGCAAGACUCACCUGAUGCAGCUCAGGUUAUUUCGUCGUUGUACCUUCCCGCUACCUGUUCUUACAGCGCUUGUUUGGAUGACAACAGCGUGAGACUAAAGGUCACACUGAUGAAGGCCACCGAGCUGAUCUUCGAGAAUACUCCCCUCUAUCGUGAUCGUAUCAAAAACUUCAACGCACCUUUUGUGGUCGACCUCGACAGAGCUAAAGUUAGCUGCAAAAAUAAUGCAAACUACGAAGAUUUGAUCAUGCUUCUUCCCAGUAAAGUCCGGCCACACAUGAUGUCAUGCGUAAUUGAAGAAAAGUUCUUGAAUUCCAGUGAUAACGCCAAAGGUUUUGACAUAGGUGCUGCCAGUUCAUUAAGGAGACAGCUCCACUCAGAACAGUUCUAUCGAGGAAUUGUGAGACUUCUUCGCCACGUCAGCCGAGGUCGUAGUCUAGAUCAAAAUAUGCUCAUAACUGUUAAAAGCGGUUUGGAAAGAAUUGAAUUCCUUGGAAUGAAAAGAAUCGUUACUCAUCUGGUUCAUAACGGGGUGCCUAUCAAAGAGAGUGAACGCGAAGUUUCAUACUUUUUAGAAAAGGUGUUAGACUCCGGUCACCAGUUUUGGAAAGUAUAUGUUAACGCAGUCGAUGACGUCGACGAAACCAUGUCAAGGAUAUCUCUAACGUUGUCGGAGGUGAUUGCAGAAGUGUGUAACGGGCUUCUGCGAGAAGCCACCAUGUAUAUCCCAGUGAUGCUGGGAUCUCAACCUAGUAAGAUUUGGUCUUUACUGGAUAGCAUGGGGAUUCGACAAGACGAUUCGAACGUCAAAGAAAGGGGAGAUGUUUUUCCACAACCAGGAAGCUUCAUACCAAUAGCAGAACACAACCUUUUAAAUCCAGCUUUCAAAUUCUUCGAGCCUGGGGAAUACGUUGGAUACGAACUAGAUGAUCCAAGUCUUCAUCUUGAAGAAGGGGAUGCAGUUUUCAUUUAUGCUGUGAUACUCAAAGACGUCUCUGAUGAAAACGUCAGCUUUUGUGAGAAGUCCUACCAGAUAGACAUUGGACAUGAAAAGGAACCGAAAGUUGCCCGCGCCACUAAGCUUUAUAAAUUUCACCGUCUUCAAGAGAUAGCAUCCUCUGCCACUGUCCUGUCUGAUCAGCCAGGAAGCUCCCCCUUUUAUAACCAGGAGAUAUUUGACGACAUCUCAAGAAUCCUUGAAGACGCAUGGAAGCUAUCAGAGGACAUCAGAAGACAAAUUAUCAAGAGACUUAUUUUGCAGUGGCAUCCAGAUAAGAAUCCAGGAAACGAAGUCUUCUGCACGGAGAUUUUCCAGCAUAUAAAAAAUGAAAUUGAACGACUAGAAAGAGAACAACUACGUAGAUGCAUGGAGUCUGGGAGCCCUCAUGGAUCUUACGGUGUGUAUUUUCCCUUCUGGGGAGCUCGUGUAAGGCAAUAUAACUCACAGCGUCAAGAAUACACAGAGAACUUCAUUAGACACUAUGGGUCUUGGAGCCACAGAUCACGAUCGUGGGAAGUUCCUCCUAGCUUCUGUACCACCAAUCCCCAACCUGCACAGGCACGACGCUGGUUCAGACAAGCUGAGGCUGAUCUGGCAGCUGCUGAUAACGACAUUUCCUCUGCUAAGCCGUCUUUCGUGUGGGCUUGCUUCAAAUGUCAUCAGGCUGCCGAGAAAGCGCUGAAAGCCGCCCAAUAUUCUUUAGAUUCAAACAAGACCAAUGUUCACAACUUAGUGCAAAAUUCCUUAUCACUGGAUGACUCUCAACUGACAACAUUAUCGGGCCAGCUUGAAAUGCGCGUGGGCGACUCGACGCGCAUGCGUUACCCCGACCAGGUCAAUUUUCCUGAGAUUCCAAGCGACGUUUAUUCGGAAGAAACGGCGAGAGAUGCUGUGGAUCUAGCCUCAAGGGUAUUAGAGAACGUUAGAAGCAGAAUAAGAUAAGGAGGCACUCUUCAAGACAGUUUGCUUGAGAUAAUUCGUUGUGCAUCCCAAGAUGUCUUUAAAGUCAAGUUUUCAGAAUAAUUUUCGGACUUGGUUAAUGUGAC
Pocillopora verrucosa is the source of this 12458-nucleotide messenger RNA. Lineage: Eukaryota; Metazoa; Cnidaria; Anthozoa; Scleractinia; Pocilloporidae. The record is from RefSeq and is a predicted model, not a curated record.